AUGCCUACCACAACAACUAGUUCUGGUGGUACUAGUUUUGUAGCCAAGAUUGCAGAUUUUGGACUCGCUAAGAAAACCAAUGUAAAUUACAGUCGAUGGAGAGGCACGCCUAGGUAUCUGUCCCCAGAUGCUUUUAUUAAUAACGAACAAGAUCAGUCCUCUGAUAUUUGGUCUCUAGGUUGUAUUGUGUUUGAGAUACUAACCGGCAAGUCUCCCUGGGAUUUGAAGCCUGGUUACAAUCCAAACAAUCUCCCUGACGUGUUGAUGUUUGAUCAUCUACGUACUUGCAAAAUUCCAACUGGAAUCUCAGAUGUGGCCUGGGAUUUUCUCAAGAGUUGCCUUGCCAUGAAGAGCAGGGAAAGAUUAACAGCAGAAAUUCUCUUGUCUCAUCCAUUCGUAGCGCAGCCACAACCAUCAAAAGAGGGUCAUACCAAGGUGAAGCUGGUUAUUAACUCCUUUUUGGGCUAUGCAUCUGGUGUAUGUUGCUUCAAACCGAACUCAGAUUACCAUGCAAACUCUGCCAUGGUUCAAUGA
Molecule: messenger RNA, 534 nt
Organism: Prunus persica (peach)
Lineage: Eukaryota; Viridiplantae; Streptophyta; Magnoliopsida; Rosales; Rosaceae
Product: mitogen-activated protein kinase kinase kinase 2
Exons: 1
Coding region: 1-534 (177 amino acids)
Biological process (GO): protein phosphorylation
Molecular function (GO): ATP binding; protein kinase activity
Source: RefSeq, a predicted model, not a curated record